AUGAAGAUAAUGAUGGGGUUGAGCUCUACUCCGUUGAAGCUUCAAUGUGAAGCUUUGAUGGAGUAUUUUGAAGGAGCUUUUAUAGAGUUGGUUAGAGAUUGGAAGGAGGAGAUUAAGUUGUUUAGAAGUUGGAGGGCUCCAGAAUUUGACAUUUUGAAUUGGUGGAAGGUAAAUGGAGUUGUGUAUCCAACACUUCAAGCAAUUUCAAGAGAUGUGUUAGCUAUUCCUAUCUCUAUAGUAGCUUCUGAAUCGGCCUUCAGUAAUAGUGGUAGAAUAUUGAGUCCUCAUCUUAGCCGACUUAACUGGACUACCGUAGAGGCUUUGAUGUGUGCUAGGAGUUGGCUAUGGGCUGCUGAGAAUAACGGAAUUUUUAGAGUUGUAGAAGAAAUUGCUACUGUGUUGAAUGAAAUGGAGUCAGACGAUGAAGCUGAGUUGAUGGAAGGUUGUUUGGGUUACCAUUUUGAAGAUUAG
Messenger RNA from Vicia faba (fava bean), 471 nucleotides. The record is from the annotation of a GenBank genome assembly. NCBI's taxonomy places the organism in Eukaryota, Viridiplantae, Streptophyta, Magnoliopsida, Fabales, Fabaceae.